Oryctolagus cuniculus (rabbit) is the source of this 1175-nucleotide messenger RNA. NCBI's taxonomy places the organism in Eukaryota, Metazoa, Chordata, Mammalia, Lagomorpha, Leporidae. The record is from RefSeq and is a predicted model, not a curated record.
UUUUUCUAAAGAUGAAUUAUCCUUUGCCUGUCUAGAGAGGCGUUCUGUGGUAGGGAACUGACGCUGGAAGUCGGAGUGAAAGGCAGAAGUUGGUUUCCAGGAACUGCCCCUUGACACAACCUGGGAACGGGGGGACGUGGUGGAUCUGGGGGCGUUCUGAGCCCGCACACAGCAAGCAGACAUGUCUUUGGAUGACAUUAAAAUGAAGUCCAGUGACUUCCUGGAGAAGGCGGAUCUGGACAGCGGCGGCUUCGGGGAGGUGUCUCUGUGCUUCCACAGACUCCAUGGCUUAGUGAUCCUGAAGAAGGUGUACACAGGGCCCAAGCGUGCCGAGUACAACGAGUCUCUGCUCGAGGAGGGGAGGAUGAUGCACAGGCUGAAGCACAGCCGGGUGGUGGAGCUCCUGGGCGUCGUCAUGGAAGAGGGGAACUACUGCCUGGUGAUGGAGUACAUGGAGAAGGGCAGCCUGAUGCACGUGCUCAAAGCCGAGAUCAGUAUCCCGCUUUCUGUAAAAGGAAGGAUCAUUGCAGAGACCAUCGAAGGGAUGUGCUACCUGCACGGAGAAGGUGUGAUUCACAAGGACCUGAAGCCCGAGAACAUCCUCGUCGAUAACGACUUCCACAUUAAGAUCGCCGACCUUGGCGUUGCUUCCUUUAAGACGUGGAGCAAACUGACUAAAGAGGAACACAACGAGCAGAGGAAAGUGAACAGCACCCGCAAGAAAACUGGCGGCACCCUGUGCUACAUGGCCCCCGAGCACCUGAAUGACGUCAACGCGAAGCCCACAGAGAAGUCGGACGUGUACAGCUUUGCCAUCGUACUCUGGGCAGUCCUUGCCAAUAAGGAGCCGUACGAAAAUGCCAUCUGUGAGCAGCAGCUGAUUCUCUGCAUAAAGUCCGGCAACCGGCCCGACGUGGACGACGUCGCCGAGGACUGCCCCGGGGAGCUCAUCCGCCUCAUGGAGCUCUGCUGGGAGGCGGACCCGAGAGCGCGGCCCACGUUCCCUGAUAUUGAAGAAAGAUUUAGACCUUUUUAUUCAAGUCAUUACGAGGAAUUCGUAGAAGAGGAUGUGAAGAGUUUAAAGAAGCGGUAUCCGGAGCAGAGUGCAGUCGUGAAGAGAAUGCAGUCUCUCACGCUGGACUGUGUGCCAGUGCCUCCGAGCAGGUCGAAUUCAG